AUGCUACUUCUCCCUGAGCAAGAGGCCUACCGGCUCAUUUGUGAUCUCUCACGCCCACAAUGUCAGCGUCUGGUCGACAUCUUAACCGCGAGCCUGAUCCAAUACUCAAGUGACAAGAACAAUACGACAGCCAACAAACUCAUUCACCAACCAUUGCGAACCCCGAUCGCCACCAAGAACAACGACACGACCUUGUUCAUGCCAUGCUCCGAUACCACCAAUACCGGUAUUAAAGCCAUCACACUACCAGCCAAAGGAGACACAAUUGGCGUAACGCUCGUGUUCGCACCUACAGGGGAGAUGAUUGGUAUGCUGGGAGCCUCGCAGGUAACUGCAUUCCGCACGGCAUUGACAACAAUGUGUCUUUUCACCCGCGUCACCCACAUCCCCAAGAAACAUAUCGUGGUUUUCGGUUCGGGGAAACAGGUAGAGUGGCACAUCAGACUCGCUCUACUCCUUGCUGUGGAGGAGGUUGAAAGUGUCACUGUUGUCAACCGAGGCCGUCAACGGCUCAACCAGUUGGAGAAGGAUCUCAUUCAAUCCCUGCGAACCAUAUACCCUAGAGUAACAUUUCAUCUGAUUGCCAAGGAGGACACGCCCGACUAUGAACCAGCGCUUCAAACCCAUCUCGCCGCGGCCGACGCUAUAUUCUGUUGUACACCCUCGACCGAGCCGUUAUUCCCGUUUUCGCUCCUCGAAACAUGUUCUAAGCGGCGCUUUAUUUCACUGAUUGGAUCAUAUAAGCCACAUAUGAAGGAGAUUGAUACGGAAACUUUGCUAUCCGGAGGUGGUCAAAUCUUCGUGGAUUCAAGAGAGGCAUGUCUGGAGGAAUCGGGAGAAUUGCGAGAUGGCAAGGUGACAGAGGAGCAGCUGAUAGAGUUAGGAGAAUACCUGGUGCCGGAAGUAUCGCGGACUCCCCACGGCAAUGUUGUGCUGAAGUGCGUCGGGAUGGGUAUAAUGGAUCUCACUAUUGGCCGUGCCUUGCUUCAAUUAGCAAUUGACUUGGGCCGUGGAAUGUCUGUUGAAGGGUUUUAA
Messenger RNA from Aspergillus bombycis, 1035 nucleotides. RefSeq names its product ornithine cyclodeaminase/mu-crystallin family protein. The record is from RefSeq and is a predicted model, not a curated record. Gene Ontology annotation, cellular component: cytoplasm. The transcript has a single exon. Bases 1 to 1035 code for a protein of 344 amino acids. NCBI's taxonomy places the organism in Eukaryota, Fungi, Ascomycota, Eurotiomycetes, Eurotiales, Aspergillaceae.